This is a messenger RNA of Cucumis sativus (cucumber), 2928 nucleotides long. Its product is annotated as plant-specific TFIIB-related protein 1. The coding region runs from base 207 to 1538 and encodes 443 amino acids. Gene Ontology annotation, biological process: transcription preinitiation complex assembly; DNA-templated transcription initiation. NCBI's taxonomy places the organism in Eukaryota, Viridiplantae, Streptophyta, Magnoliopsida, Cucurbitales, Cucurbitaceae. The record is from RefSeq and is a predicted model, not a curated record. Gene Ontology annotation, cellular component: nucleus; transcription preinitiation complex. Gene Ontology annotation, molecular function: TBP-class protein binding. The transcript has 3 exons.
UUUUUUACAAAAAUUGAGGAGAUAUUUGUUUAUCUAAAAAGAAAACCCGAAGAAGGUGAAGUGUUCUUUAACCUAAAAACGGGUACAAAAAGUAUAAAUUGUAGUCCAUAUUUCUUGUUCAAAUUCGAUUGAGCUACUGAUUAUCUGAUCACUACCAAACAAACGAUACUUGAAUCCGAAACCCCAGCUGCACUGUAACGACGUCAAUGAAGUGCCCCUACUGCUCGGCGGCACAGGGGCGGUGCGUCACCUCCAGCACCGGCAAGUCCAUCACAGAAUGCAUUUCCUGCGGCCGCGUUGUCGAAGAGCGACAAUUCCAGCCCCAUCACCUCUUCCACCUUCGCGCUCAAGAUAAUCCCCUUUGUCUCGUCACCUCCGACCUCCCCACCCCUCCCGUCCACCACCAGAACGAUCAGGUUUUGGAUCCUUUCGAGCCCACCGGCUUCAUUACAGCCUUCUCCACUUGGUCCUUGGAGCACAAUCCACUCUUCUUCCGCUCCUGCUUCUCCUUCUCCGGCCACCUUGCGGAGCUCGAGCGUACCCUAGAGUCUACCUCGUCAUCCAAUUUGCCGUCCUCGUCUACGGUCGUGGUCGAUAACCUUAGGGCUUAUAUGCAGAUUAUCGAUGUAGCUUCUCUUUUGGGGUUGGAUUACUAUAUUUCCGAGCACGCGUUUAAGUUGUUUAGAGAUUGUUGUUCGGCUACUUGUUUAAGGAACCGAAGCGUUGAGGCGCUUGCCACUGCUGCCCUUGUCCAGGCUAUUAGAGAGGCCCAGGAGCCCCGAACCCUUCAGGAAAUCUCCAUUGCAGCGAAUGUACCGCAAAAAGAGAUAGGGAAGUACAUCAAGAUUUUGGGAGAAGCUUUGCAAUUAAGUCAACCCAUCAACAGCAAUUCCAUAUCAGUUCAUAUGCCAAGGUUCUGCACGCUUCUCCAACUCAAUAAAUCUGCACAGGAACUGGCAACUCACAUAGGGGAAGUUGUCAUCAACAAAUGCUUCUGCACUCGCAGGAAUCCCAUUAGCAUCUCAGCUGCUGCAAUAUACUUAGCUUGCCAAUUAGAAGACAAGCGUAAGACGCAAGCAGAAAUUUGUAAGGUUACAGGUCUCACUGAAGUCACCCUCCGGAAAGUUUACAAGGAGCUACUAGAAAAUUGGGAUGAUUUGCUUCCGUCUAAUUAUACUCCUGCUGUUCCUCCAGAAAGGGCAUUUCCCACAACUGUAAUUGCUUCAGGCCGUUCUGCAGCUCCUAAAAUUGAUGCAUUUGAAGGGGCUUCUUUAGAGAAAGACAAGCCAAUAGAGACUAAACCUAAUAUAUCCACCGAGAUCUCAGAAAUGAGUCAUCCAUCCAGAGUCAAGGAAGAUAGUGAGAGUAAAUUUGUAUCCCAUGGGAUGUACAACCCUGUAACUAACAAAUCGUCAACUUUCUCUCAACCACACCCUCCUAAAGGGAAUUCUGUUGCAGGUUUUGUUGGGAAGAAGAGUCAAACUGCUGAUACCCAGGGAAUGGAUAUUGUUAAGGAUCACUCCAACAGCCAACAGUAAGACCAGAAGGUGGAUGAACCUUGAUGUAUACAGUCCAUGACGUAGCUAUCGGUUUUCUGUAUUGUGUACAACCUGCAGAGUCCUAACCAGCCGCUUAUCAGUUCAAGGGAACGAAAUGAUGUCGAAAUGGAAGAAAAUUGAUGCUACAUAUAGGUUCAUAGUAGUGUUCUGAUAGAAGCAACAUUUUCUUACUUUUAUUUAGGAGAACAACCCUCUGUUUUUUUUAGUACAACAAGGGCAAGAGUUGGAGAUUCAACUUCCAAACCUCUACUCUAAUGGAAAGAACCAACCUCUUUUUGAAGCUAAUAGACUCGAAGCUCCCAUGUAUGGCCUCAGAAAUUCAGUUAUCAAAGAGAAUGCUCCUUUACCACGAGGAUUAAGGUACGUAUGUAUGAUUAACAGUAACACGAAACGAAGUUUUGGUUUAAAACCCUUAUCCAUUACACACGAUUGUUCUCCUAUUUUACAUGUCUGAACUGCCAACCAUCUAGAUUUGCCUGUAUGUUCGCAUCCGAGUUACAACAGAGUAACAAUCUGUAGACUCCAAAUUUCAGAUUAUGAUUAUUUAUUCUUAAUUCCCGAUAUUAAGGAAAACCGUUGGUUCAGAUUUUAAUCCAAUAUUUGUGAUAUUCCUUGGAUGGAUAAGGUGGAAAGUCUUUACUGAACCACUACUUCUCACUUUCUCUCUCUCACACACACACGCGCGAGAGAGAGACUAGGGAAGUUGGGGAAGAUGCUACUAUCAUCAUCUUCUUUACUGCAAUCAUUGCCGGUUAAUCGUCCGAAUUUAGCAUGUAAACCGGCGAAUCCACGGACGGGUGUGAAGGUUCAGGCCAUGGCAAAGGAAGGAAGCGAGAGCGAAGGGGGCAUUGCAGAGACGGUGGCUAUAGCCGGUGGGUUAGUGGCGACCCCAGUGAUCGGUUGGUCGCUGUAUACCCUGAAGACAACUGGGUGCGGGCUACCGCCGGGGCCAGGUGGGUCACUCGGCGCACUGGAAGGCGUUAGCUACUUGGCGGUGGUGGGAAUCGUGGGUUGGUCUCUGUACACGAAGACGAAAACUGGAUCGGGUCUGCCCAACGGCCCUUUCGGGCUAUUGGGCGCCGUGGAAGGUCUGUCCUACUUGAGCUUGUUGGCCAUCUUGGUCGUUUUUGGGUUGCAGUACUUGGACCAAGGCUACAUCCCCGGACCUCUUCCGGCCGAUCAGUGCUUUGGUUGACGAUUCUUCUAUCCUGUGAUUUAUGUGGAUGUUGUUUCUCCGAACGUGUUGUAAAUCGUAGGGUCUCUGUUUGGUUUUAUUUUCUUUAUUUUCUGUUUACCGUAUCGUUGCAAUUCUGCGUAGAACCUGCCCUGUUCUGUUGGAUGAAAUGGUUUAGUCGAAAUCAUUUGCUUU